AUAAUAAAACCACUGUAAUAACAAUUUUAAGCAAAUACUAGUCAACAAAAAAAAAUCUAAAACGAUUGUCAAACUUUAGUUAAUGCAAAAUUUGUAGGGCAACAAUACUCAUCAAUAAUAAUAAUAAUCUAGUAUCAAGUAUCCAACCAACGUGUGCAUCCCCCUUCUUUAACCCACUACUCUCCCAACUCUCAAGCUGCUCCUGCCCAAAGAUAGCCAAGCAAGCCCGCUCUCGACCUCCUCCUUCGCCAUGGGCGCCGCCUCCACGCCUCGCCACCAUCUCCCCCUCCCCAAGCGGAUCUUCGCCUAUGCCCUCUACGCCCUCCUCCCCCUCGCCGCCCUCCACUACCUCCUCCUCUCCCCUCCCCCUCCUCCCCUCGCCACCACCUCCACCUCCACCACGCCGCCGGUUGCGGCGGUGGCGGUGGCGAGGAAGGCGGCGCCGCGGUGCGACUACUCGGAGGGGGAGUGGGUGCGGAGCGCGUCGGCGCCGCGGUACAACGGGACGAGCUGCGGCUCGACGAUCAAGGGCGGGCAGAACUGCAUGGCGCACGGGCGGCCCGACACGGGGUACCUCCACUGGCGGUGGCGCCCGCGCGGCGGCGGCGGGUGCGCGCUGCCGCCGUUCGCGCCGGGGGAGUUCCUGGAGCUGGUGCGCGGGCGGCACGUCGCGUUCGUGGGAGACUCGCUGGCGCGGAACCAGUGCGAGUCGCUCGUCUGCCUCCUCGCCUCGGGGUUCCCCGCCGAGCUGGUGCGCGGCGGCAACGGCGGGGACGGUGGGGACGGGGACGAGGCGCGGAAGUUCCGGCGGUGGGUGUUCCCGUCGCACAACGCCACGGUUUCGGUGUUCUGGUCGCCGUUCCUGGUGAACGGCACGGAGAAGUCGUCGUCGUCGGCGGCGGCGGCGGGGGCGGGGGGGCUCGACCACAACCGGCUCUACCUGGACCAGCCCGACGAGCGGUGGGCGGGGGAGCUCGACGGCAUCGACGUGGUGGUCCUCUCCGCCGGCCACUGGUUCCUCCACCCGGCGAUGUACUACGAGCGCGGCGAGGUGAUCGGCUGCCACCACUGCCCGGAGCCGAACCGGACGGAGACGGGGUUCUUCGGCGUGUUCCGCCUCGCCGUCAAGAACGCCCUCCGCGAGGUCAUCACCCGCGCCGCCCGCUCCCCGUCGCAGCAGCAGAAGCUCGCCGUGGUGACGACGUUCUCGCCGGCGCACUUCGAGGGGGAGUGGGACGCGCGCGACGCGUGCGCGCGGUCGGAGCCGUACGCGCCGGGGGAGAAGGAGGUGGGGUACAUGGACCGGGAGAUGGGGCGCGCGGAGGCGGAGGAGGUGGCGGCGGCGGCGGCGGACGCGAGGGUGCGCGCCCCCGGUCGCGUGGAGGUGGAGGCGCUGGAGGUGACGGCGAUGGCGGCGCUGCGCGGCGACGGGCACCCGGGGCCGUACAUGAACGCGUUCCCGUUCGCCGGCGGCGAGAGGGCGCGGGUGCCCAACGACUGCGUGCACUGGUGCCUCCCGGGCCCCAUCGACACGUGGAACGAGAUCCUCCUCCAGCUCGUCAAACGAUGGAGAGACUCCUCGAAAUGACAAAAUUCGUCCAAACAAAAUUUUUUAAAAAAGAAAUAGUGAUUUUGCAGAUGAUUCUCAAAUUUCACCUAUGUUUUUUUCUCUAGUGCAGUUUUAUUAUUAGUAUUAUUAGUAUUGAUGUAACUUUAAUUAGAGUGUGUUUUAAGUAGUGUUUUACGGCUGUAAAAGGCCAGCUCCCAAAUUUUUAACCCCAGAGCAUGGGAUUUCUCCCGGAACCGGUGCCAUCAAAUGUGGAUCUCCGUAAGCUAAACGCUGACCUUUUGUCCCCAUGAUCAGCAUCAGCAGCCUACUAGUUAAUUAAUUAACGAAUUAAUCAAGCAAUUAAUGCUCUUACUCCCGUUUGGUGGCGAGUGGCAGCAACAGUCAUCAGUCACCACAGCAUCGCAGCGUCUCCGAGGUGCACUCACGUCCAGGGAUGGCAAAGGGUUGGGUGGGGCACGGGUAGAGCAAAACUAUACCCGAUCCCAUGCUCGUCGUCACCUGUCCGAACCCUACCUAAUAGGGUUAGCGGGUAAAACUCCGUGCCCGUACCCAUGCUCGACAGGCACGGAUAUGCCCGGCAGGUCCUAAUGGAUCUCACAUGAAUAAUACUCCCUCUAUUCCAUAAUAUAAGGCACAACCAUUUUUUUAGAUGUUCCAUAAUAUAAGGCAUAUAUGCAAACAUGCAAUUAACUAUGACAUCUUCUCCAUUAAAUUAUUACUUUUUU
Messenger RNA from Oryza sativa Japonica Group (Japanese rice), 2295 nucleotides. RefSeq names its product xyloglucan O-acetyltransferase 2. NCBI's taxonomy places the organism in Eukaryota, Viridiplantae, Streptophyta, Magnoliopsida, Poales, Poaceae. The record is from RefSeq and is a predicted model, not a curated record. Gene Ontology annotation, cellular component: Golgi apparatus. Gene Ontology annotation, molecular function: O-acetyltransferase activity.